This is a messenger RNA of Colias croceus (clouded yellow), 2329 nucleotides long. RefSeq lists its product as uncharacterized. The coding region runs from base 155 to 1306 and encodes 383 amino acids. The transcript has 2 exons. Lineage: Eukaryota; Metazoa; Arthropoda; Insecta; Lepidoptera; Pieridae. The record is from RefSeq and is a predicted model, not a curated record.
UUAAAAAUAUGUUAUAAUUAAAAAUACUCAUAUUUAUCAUUUCCAGUAAUAUCAUAACCUUUAAAAGUGCGUGCCUAGAUACAUUGAACAUCAGAAACUAUUCUAACAUUUAUUAUUGAAAAGAAAUAAUAGAAAUUUUAAUUUGCUUAAAAAGAUGGAAUCACAGAAUGUUACAUUGCGAAGACAUAAAUUGAAUAGAAGUUUGGAUGAUAUCUGCUUGGAGAAGUCACUUAGUUAUGAGGAAGACUUAAAAAGUUUACCGGAUCUGUCUACCAUGAAUUGCGAAUUUGACGAGCUAAAAGAAAAAAUGAACACAUUACAAAGUUUAUUAGACAGCGCUAAUAAUGAAAUUGACAAUCUUAUACUAGAAAAUAAUAGUUUAAAAAAGAAAAUAAUGGAAUUAGAAAAGAAACUAUUACUUUUUAACAAAAUAUACACGGAACCAAAAAGUAAUAAAAAAAUUAAACAUUUUUCGUCACUUAACAUCUUAAAAAUUAAACGUCGGAUCGACUUUGAUGCAGAAAAUAAUGAAAUGAACAUAAAUAGUCCUAAGAAAAAUCCGCCAGUGCUGGAGAAAUCUAAUUUUUGUUCUAAAAAUAAAAAACAUGAACUGAAAGCUACUAAAAAAGAACGCCUUUUUAUAUUUGGCGGUCAACAAUGUGUAGGCUUGGCUUCUCGUCUCCAUGCAUCCAAGUAUGACCUAUCUUCAAAGUAUCAAAUAUCAUCUAUUACAAAACCUUUCGCCAGCACAGAUAAUAUAGUGGAAUCGUGCUACAAGAUAGAACCGGAUGCUUCAGAUUAUUUUGUACUAAGUUUAGGUGAACAUGAUAAAAAUCCACUUGAUUUUAUAUCUGAGACUGCUUCUAUUCUUCGGUACUUAAAAAACGCAAAUAUAAUAAUAUUGUAUGUUGUAAAAAAUCUUUAUUUAAAUGAAAUCUUAAUUAACAAUUAUUUAAAACAAAUGUGUCAACGUUAUCCAAAAUGUAUAUUUUUGAAUGCGUAUGAGAAUUGUAAUGCUAAUACCUUUCAGGAUAACUAUCUGGAUAGAAUUUGUUACAAGAUUAAAACAGAAAUAAAUUUCUUGCACUACCGUAAUGAAUUCUUAGUUGGCAAGAAUUGGUUGAAUAAUCUUAAAUCUAAAAAUAAAAUACAAACAUGUAACACGAAUUUGAAAAGUAAUUAUUUUAAAGAAACGUCUACUCAAAUUGAUAAUUCAUUACUUUGCAUAAACAUUAAUUGUGAUAAAGCUACUCAAACCUGUAAUACAGAAACUUCUAUUGUAAAUUUAGAUUUUUUUCGAACCUAAAUCGUGUGAUGCUAAAUACCUUUUGCAUCAAAACAUUGCGGGAAUAUUAAAUAAGAUUGAUGGGCUUGAGUUGUGUUUGGCAGAAAUGGAAGUAGAUAUAAGUGUAAUUUGUCUCACCGAAACGUUUAUAAAAAGAGGAGAGGAAGAUAAUCUAAGGCUAUGUAAAUUUAAAUUAGCUUCAGCAUUUUGCAGACCAAAUGAGAGGAGAGGGGGUAGCUGUAUAUUAUUGGAUAAAUCAAUUGAUUGUAAAGUUCUCGAUUUUUGCGACGACUACUCAAAAGAAAAAGUGUUUGAAUGCUGUGCUGUUGAGGUAGGUGCAUUUAAUUGUCUCAUUAUUUGUAUUUACAGAACUCCAAACUCAAAUGUACUAGUAUUUCUCGAAAAGUUAGAACUUAUUCUACAUAAAGUAACCACAUUUAAAAAUAAAAAUAUUAUUUUAACUGGGGACUUUAAUAUAGAUAUUCUGAAGGAAAAUCAGACAUCAACACUGUUUAAAAACUUAUUAAGUAACUUUAAUAUAGACAUAACUAUCACUCAACCUACCCGCAAACAAGCAUGCUUGGAUAUUAUAGCCACAAACAUUCCAAAAGCAGAAGGAAAAAUACUUAAACUUUUCUUAUCUGAUCAUGAAACGUGUCAACUGGUAAGACUCCCGAAGAAUGUUAUAAAAAAACCAAAAUACUGCUUUAUGACACUGAGGGAUUACAGUAAAGAGAAUAUUGAUAAAUUUAAUAUGCAUUUAAAAUCGCUUAGCUGGUACAAUGUAACUAACGAGUUAAAUGCAAAUGAAGCAUUCACAGCUUUUCAUGAAUUAUUUUGUUUGCUGUACAAUCUCUGCUUUCCAGUUAUUAAAAAAAAGAUUACCAGCAAUACGGGUCGGAUGAAGUGGGCGUCUAAAGGUAUUAGAAUAGCUUCUACUAAAAAAAGACAACUAAGAUUUCUAUAUUACAAAUCUAAUUCUGAUGAAACAAAGAUAAAAUACAAAAGAUAUAAUAAAAUAUUGAAAUCUUGUAUUGACUGCUC